Molecule: messenger RNA, 675 nt
Organism: Brettanomyces bruxellensis
Lineage: Eukaryota; Fungi; Ascomycota; Pichiomycetes; Pichiales; Pichiaceae
Exons: 1
Coding region: 1-675 (224 amino acids)
Biological process (GO): translation
Cellular component (GO): mitochondrial large ribosomal subunit; ribosome
Molecular function (GO): structural constituent of ribosome; rRNA binding
Source: RefSeq, a predicted model, not a curated record
AUGCUUGUGAACAGGGUAAUUUUCAGAUCUCAGAUACAGGCUUUCCGCUCGUUUUCUACUACUGCUAUAGUAAAAUCACAUAUUGGAUCGAGUCCAGUUUUUAUUUCAAAUGAUGUUCAACUGCAGGAGGACACGAUGUUGAUUCCACGUGUGAUUCCAAAGGGUGCAAAAUCAAUAAAAUUGAGUAGGCUGUUGACCGUUAAAGGGCCAAAAGGAGCGGUGAACUUAGAAUUGCCCGAUUUUGUUACAAUUGACAGGAAGGACACUAAAAUUAACGUGAAUGUGGCCAAUCCAGGCAGUAAACUACAAAAGUCACUCUGGGGAACAUCCAGAUCACUUGUUAACAAUGCUGUUGUUGGAGUAACCGAGGGACACAUGAGUGUUUUGAGAUUUAAAGGUACUGGAUAUAGGGUCCUGGUCAAAAAAGAAGAUGAUGGGAAAGAAUGGGUCAAGAUGAAGAUCGGUAAGUGUGAUAUGCAAGGAUUACCUAUUCCCCGAGGCAUAAAGUGUUCAACACCAACAUCAACAUUAUUGGUUUUGGAAGGAUGCAAUAAACAAAGCUUAAACCAGUUUGCGGGCAGAUUAAGAAACAUGCAUCCUCCCGAACCAUACAAGGGUAAGGGAAUAUACAUGAAUGGUGAGACUAUUAAGCUAAAAGCCCGGAAAGUGAAAUGA